Messenger RNA from Coccinella septempunctata (seven-spotted ladybird), 3205 nucleotides. RefSeq lists its product as uncharacterized. NCBI's taxonomy places the organism in Eukaryota, Metazoa, Arthropoda, Insecta, Coleoptera, Coccinellidae. The transcript is spliced from 4 exons. Bases 946 to 2946 code for a protein of 666 amino acids. The record is from RefSeq and is a predicted model, not a curated record.
UGUGAUACAUAUUCUGAAAGAGCAACUCUUCUAGUAAUAAAUCUGAGAAUUUCAUCCAUCUCGGCACAACCCCUUCGGUCUUAAGGAAGUUUUAACUUACCUCACCUUUUUGGGGUUUUUCGAAGGUCAUUUCAUUAUGUUCAACUGAUUAUACCUUAACCAAAUGAUGAAAAAACAGGAAAAGGCAUGUUAUAAACAUUAGGAAUCUUCUUCAUGUUCAGGAUAUGUACAAUUUUACCGUAUAGUGAAAGAAUUAAUAGUGGAUGAAAUAAAGGGGUACGCCAAUGAAGUGAUCCAAACUUUUCGAGUCCUGCCCUGUGUAAAGAGCUGCCGUAUCCCGAAUAUCCCCUAGGAAAAGUCGCCGCAUUGUCUAGACUUCAAGGCUUCUAGUUUUCACAUCUAUACAGGAUAAUCCUCUCGGACAAGCUCUUUUUUUAUGGUGGUCCCCAGGCUUUUUGGAAGCAAUGUUAUAACGUCAGAUGCACUGGACUGAAUCUACUUUUUAACUGCCUAAAAACAUCCUGAUCUUUCCAUAACUUCAUAAUCAUUAUACAGGGUCUUCAGUGAAGCCAUGGUGGUAAAUCAAAUUCCCAUACCUUCGAAAUGUAAAGCUUUGGACGCAGCUCAAGAUGUCGAACAUCUUCCGAACCCAAAACGUGGAUUUUAUUGCGUCAUAAACUAAUAUUUUCGAGUACGACUGUUACCCUAAAUUGCCCGAAUUAUACCGGGUUCAUUUCGAAACAUACCUACCGGUGAUUGGUCGACAAAUUGCUGUUAAAUCCCACGAUUUCCGACUCUCGCAAAGUCGCGUUUGUCAACCUGGUCAGAAAGUGGCUUGGACGGUUUGAAAAGUGAACGUAGAAUGCGUCCUAAUGGAUUCUCAAUGAGCUAAUGGUGCGAAAAUUACAAGUACUUAUAGUAGGAUCGUUGAAUGUUUAAUUAGUUAUGAUCUGUGCGCUCCGGGUAUUGUGCAAUCUUUCAGAUCGUCGAAAAAAUAUGAAGGAAAGUGUGAUCAUCCCCAUAUUUGGGGUACUGAUACUCCAUAGCUGUUCCGCCUUAUCCACCCCAAACCCGAACACCCUCCGCGCCAGACGAGGCAUAUCGAACCCCAUAUUCUCGAGAGUGUUCAACCCCUACGAUAACAGACCCUUACCCCAGAAAUUCUUCGGCGACGAUUACGCCCCUCAACCAGUCCAAUACGACAGCCCCCAGUACUACUCCCUGUGGGACAGACAGCCAGUUUUGAAGGAGGUAGAUUCCGACGAAGAUCACAGAGAAUACUUCCCCAGGAAUUUCGGAAAACCCUAUCCAGCACCUUCGCACCCUUAUCCAGAACCCGCAAAACCUUCCACUUGGAAACCCUAUCCAGCGGCUUCAAAACCAUAUCCAGAACCAAUAACGAAACCUUAUCCAGCGGCUUCCAAACCAUAUCCAGAACCAAUAACGAAUCCUUAUCCAGCACCCAACAAACCACAAGUGAAUCCUUGUCCAGAACCGUCUAAACCUUAUCCAGGACCUCAGAAGCCUCAUCGGAGACCAGCGUUUGGUCGGUUGUUCGUGGAUGAAGUGGACAAGGACCUUCACUUCGAGAGAAACCCUAUAACAGGGCAGUUAGUGCCGGUUAUAACUGAAGGGAGAAGAAGCAGCCAAAACCAAUAUGGUACCUCGCGUUUCGAGGAAGGGAAAGAGACUGAGAGGACAACUACUGUUAAAGCUGUUGUAGAGGAUAAAACAGAGAGGGAGUACCAGUUUAAACUCCUACCAAACUAUGACAUCAAGACCAAAUUCGAUAAAUCAAACGAUAAAAAGUCCAACGUGGAAGACCAGAGGGUGAACAAAUUGGAGGAGACGAAGCACAAGAUCCUUAGGGAGUUUUACGGGUCAGACGAGACCAAGUGGCCUCAGAAUCCGUUAGUAACUCUGUUAGAGGAGCUCAAGAAUCCCCAGAAGUCACAUAAUGAACCUACAUUCAUUGUAACCUCGACUGGACGUCCAAGUAUCGUUUUACUGAGCCAGGAGGUUAGGAAUAAGGCCCAGGAAGAAAGACCAAGGGUGGAAACCUUCUCCGUACCUAAACCAACGAAAAAACCGUGUUUAAACAAGACCACCAAGAGACCCUUCCAACUGAGGUUCCCCCAAGUUGUUAGCACAGAAAGACCGGUUAAGAUCAACAUACGUGUGAAGGUCUCCAACGUGACCAAACCUCAACCAUUCACCUUCAGGAUAACCCCACAUAACCCAAGGGUUUCCGAGGAUUACACCCAGUUCCUAGCACCUCCAGCUUCGGUUAUUUACCAAAAAUUCAACGGUGAUGAUCAGUUUUUAAACGUCGAACCCUUCACUUCACCUACACCAACACAGAUAAUAUCGCACCUGUCCAAACAGGACCAGAGUAUAACAAGUUACACAGCCUUCCAAACAUCCAGAACACCACCAAAAGGUCUCCAGUUCAGGGUGUUCAACAACAAACUGGACCAGUCCGUCUUGGAAGGCCUGAAAGACCCUGAAACUGGAAAAGUGGAUCCUUCGGAACUGGAAAAGAUAACGCACAGGGUCUUCGUGGAGCCUCUUAACAGGAAGGAGUACAACGAGGUGAGGAAGCAGCUGCAGACUUUGGACUCGAGGAAAUUGAACAUUUUCAACGAGUAUGUGGCGGAGAAUAAGGACAGGUACGAUUUUAACACAGGAUCUUUCUCGAUUUUGGGAUCUCCUGGACCUAAGUCGCCAUCUGAUGAUCACCGAGUGUCUGGUAGACAAUUUUUCGACAACGGAAGGUUUUUUUCUAAGGUUUCGAAAUCCGAUGAGAAAAGCAAAUAUUUGGAGCAGGAUUUGAAGCCAAAAAGUAUAUUUAACGUUGGUGAUAUUCCCCUGGAUAGGCAGGAGAUAUGGGAUGGUGAUAGGAGGGUUUUGACUGAUUCUUAUGGAAAACUGACGAGUACCAAGUAGACUUACGACAGGCCAAAGAUGAGAUUAAUUUAUUGAUUAAUUUUAAGGUUUGGGGAUUUAUUACAGGUUAAUUUCUGCGGUAAACCUCAGUGGCUGUUUAUUUAUUUAUGUAUUCAACGAAAUAUUUUCGUGUUAACAUUCAGAGUUCAUUUGAGAACUUUUUGGCAAUGCUAUUUUAAUUUUGUAUAUAACUAUAGGUAUUUAAAUGAAAAUCCUCUAGAAUUUAUUUUUAUACCAAAUAAAUAUUGAAACAAUCAAG